UAGCAUGAAAACUGAAUUUUAAGGUAGGAUAAGGGACCAGUCUAUGGAAAUAUCAAUGUGAGUGUCUGACCAGUAGUGUCAUACCUAAGAUAAAGGGGAGUUACUCUCUCAGCAUAUUAACAAAUCGCAUGCAGAUAUAUCAUGCAGCCGAAUAAUCACAUGCAGCAAAACAACCCAUGGGGGUUUCAGGCUCAAAACUGGUCACAGCCAAUGACAAGGGGUCCCCCACCCCAUCAGCAUCAAAGACCAAACAUAAACAGGUUUGGAUCGCCACCAGGACAGAGACCAAACUUUCAACCAAGGGGAUUUAACCAACACAUGGGAUCUCCCCGUCAAGGAAUAGAUGUGCAAAGUCCUAGAAUGGGGCUUCAACAGCAAGGGAUGUCGCCUGGAAUGUCACAUGGCCAACCACGGUUCCAAAACAACCAGCCUUUUCAUGGUAACCAAAGUCAGUUUCAGGGACCUUAUCAUCAGCAACAAAAUAUUCAGGGUCCAAGACCCAAUCAGCACCCAGGGCAAAUGUUCAAUAGACCUCCAAACCGACCAAUGGCUGGACCACCUCCAGACUUCUUUAGAGCACCAGGGAAUCACCAACAGAGGCCACGAUUUCAAAAAGGAAGACACCAAGGUGACAAAAAGAAGAUAGAUAAAAGGGAUUUACCUGAGAACAACAGAUUUUAUUGUGACUCGUGUGACAGGGGAUAUAAAGAUGAGGACAAGUAUAAACUUCAUUUAGAUCAACAUCAAAAGUGUCCAAAAGAAGGCUGUACAUAUGUUGCUGCAGGCAAGCUGGUACAGUUACAUAUUAAACUGCAUCAUAACACUGGGUUGGCAAAGAAAAUAUGGUCCCUGGAGUCACAGGAAGAUAUACAAAAAUGGAUCGACGAGAGGAAGAAGAAUUUCCCAACUGCAGAAAAUAUUGAAAAGAAGAAAGCCAUACUAGCAGAACGUAUAGCCAGAGGGGAAGUUAUUGAGGAGAAAUAUUUUGGGAAAAUGCACAGAAGAGAGGACAAUAAAAGAGGGCGUGGCAGGGGGCGUGGUCGUGAUAGAGGGCGUGGCAGAGGUAACAAUAGAGGUGAUGGCAACCAGCAAAAUGAUUUGAAAAGGAAACUUAAUGAUCCAGACGCAGAUGGAUGUACUGUACAGAAACAAGCUAAGGAGGGUACUAGUGAAGAUAAUGUGAUGAGGGAAGCUGCUGAGUCAUUAAGUAUGUUCUUUGCUGCAGAUAGCUCCGAUUCUGAUUCAAGUGAUUCAGAUGAAGAUGACAACAAUAAGUCGGUUAAGAAAGUAACAGGAAGUACAUCUUCUACCGUACCUGAUGUUACAGCUGCAGGUGCUCUCGGUAAUCUAAUGUCAACGUAUGUUGUAAGUGAUGAAAGCGGCGAUGAGGAUGAUACAGAAAAACCUGACAAUGUUCCUAUAAAGAAAUCUUCUGCAAAUACAUCAGAACCUAGUGUUGUCCCCAGUGUAUCAAAGGGGGAGCAGAAUAACAAUGAUAAUGAUAACAAGAAAUUCAGACAGAGAAACAGAGGUAGACAGAAGAAAAACAAAGACAAAUGGAACCCACCUCCAAAACUUGAUAAAUCUUUACUGGAAAAGUUGCUUGCCAAAGAAAUCCGCCAGGAGAGAAACAAAAUCAUGCAAUGUGUUCAUUAUAUUGUUAAAAAUAACUUUUUUGAUAAGCCACAAAAUUCAGAAAAUAAAACAUAAUUUUCCAAGAAA
Ruditapes philippinarum (Manila clam) is the source of this 1722-nucleotide messenger RNA. RefSeq names its product FMR1-interacting protein NUFIP1-like. The record is from RefSeq and is a predicted model, not a curated record. Lineage: Eukaryota; Metazoa; Mollusca; Bivalvia; Venerida; Veneridae. The transcript has 12 exons. Gene Ontology annotation, molecular function: RNA binding. Gene Ontology annotation, biological process: box C/D snoRNP assembly. The coding region runs from base 142 to 1710 and encodes 522 amino acids. Gene Ontology annotation, cellular component: nucleus.